This is a messenger RNA of Beta vulgaris subsp. vulgaris (sugar beet), 2727 nucleotides long. Its product is annotated as probably inactive leucine-rich repeat receptor-like protein kinase At5g48380. The transcript has 2 exons. The record is from RefSeq and is a predicted model, not a curated record. Lineage: Eukaryota; Viridiplantae; Streptophyta; Magnoliopsida; Caryophyllales; Amaranthaceae. Gene Ontology annotation, molecular function: protein binding; protein kinase activity; ATP binding. Gene Ontology annotation, biological process: protein phosphorylation. The coding region runs from base 557 to 2404 and encodes 615 amino acids.
CCUUUUUGGUAUCCUUGGAAAGUGACACCUCUAGUCGUCUUCUUUUUUCUUUCUUUUCUAUGACAUGUUCUAGUCUUCUAUCUUGACUUACUUACUUGUUGGUUGUUUUAUUCAAGUGCUCUGAUUAAAUCCCUUCCAAACUGUGUUCUUCAACUUCUAGGUAUCCUACUAUUCUUUGAGCUCCAAAGUUGGAAUCUUUAAGUUCUGGGUAUGUCUCAAUUCUUGCUUUUUUCAAUUUUUUCUAGCAUAUAUUGAAUUGGGUUUAUUAGUUUUUCUGGGAAUUUCAAGUUUUUAUCUAAAAGUUUAGAUUUUGGGAGUUUGUUAUAGUUCAAAGGUUUAAUUACCCUUUUGAUUGCUUUCAAUUCUGGGAAAUUAUUGGCUAAAUUGGUGUAAUUCAGUCUCAAAACAUAUGGGUAUGUGACACAAUUGAUGUUAAUUAUGGGGCAGUAAAUUAUAUAGUCCAUAUAAUUUUUGCUCACAUAAGUUCAUAUUUUUGUUUUUUUGCUCAUAAUUCUGUAUCUGGGUUUUGGAGUUUUGGAGUAUAUUUGAAGUGUAAAUGGCUCACAACAGAAAGACUAUUGCUUCUGUAGUGUUUGGAUUGAGGUUUUUGCUGAUAUUUCUGAGUAGUUAUGGAAUUUAUGGGACUGUAACUGAUGUUUCAUGUUUGAGGAAGAUUUAUAGGUCACUUAAAGAUCCUAAUGGUUAUUUGAAUGUAACUUGGAAUUUUAAUAAUGGAACUGAGGGUGCAAUUUGUAAAUUCAUUGGCAUUGAGUGCUGGCACCCAGAUGAGAAUAGAGUGCUGAAUAUUAAGCUAGCAGAUAUGGGUUUAGAGGGCCAAUUUCCUGUUGGAAUUGAGGAUUGUACAAGUUUAACUGGAUUGGAUCUUUCUAAUAAUAAGUUGAAUGGUUCAUUGCCUUCGAAUAUGUCGCGUUUCAUUCCGUUUGUGACUGAACUCGAUCUAUCUAACAACGAUUUCUCGGGUGUGAUACCGGAGACUCUUGCGAAUUGUAGUUACUUGAACGGUGUUAACUUUGAUCAAAACCGUUUUUCUGGUCAAAUUCCUCUAGAAAUUGGCAACCUUGCUCGGAUUAAGAGCUUUAGUGUCGCCAACAACAAUCUGUCAGGACAAGUGCCACAGUUUCGAAAUAUUCAAAUACGAAGGGAAAGCUAUGCCAAUAAUCUGGGACUUUGUGGGGCUCCUUUGGCUGCUUGCGCUGCUAAAAGCAAGUCCCAUCUUGCUUAUGUUGCCGGUGGAGCAGCUGGAGGUUUAACUCUUAUAUUUAUAUUGACGGCCAUUGCAAUAUUUUACAUUUCAAAGAUGAAAACUAUCAGAAAAAAGCAGGAUGAUCCUGAAGGUAACAGAUGGGCAAAGAUUAUGAAGGGAACCAAAGGUGUUAAGGUUUCAAUGUUUGAGAAGUCAGUUUCAAAAAUGAGUUUGGAUGACCUCAUGAAAGCCACCAAUAGCUUCAGUAAUAACAACCUUAUUGGUUCCGGAAGAAUGGGAGCAAUGUACAAAGCAACAAUGCCUGACGGUGCACUCUUUACUGUCAAGAGAUUGCAAGAUUCGCAGCGAACAGAGAAAGAAUUCUUAUCCGAGAUGAACACUUUGGGCAGUGUAAAGCACCAAAACUUGGUCCCUCUCUUGGGUUACUGCAUGGCGAAGAAAGAAAGGUUCCUGGUCUACAAAUAUAUGGCAAAUGGAAACCUCUAUGAUAGGAUUCAUCCGUCAGACCCUGAGGCUGGGACCUUAGAGUGGCCUCUUAGGCUUAAAAUUGCAAUUGGAGCAGCUAAGGGAUUAGCUUGGAUGCAUCAUAAUUGCAAUCCUAGAAUCCUUCAUAGAAACAUAAGCUCCAAAUGCAUUUUGUUAGAUGAGGAUUUUGAGCCCAAGCUAUCCGACUUCGGUCUUGCGAGGCUCAUGAACCCAAUUGACACCCACUUGAGUACUUUUGUCAACGGUGAAUUUGGUGACCUCGGUUAUGUAGCCCCAGAAUAUGCAAGAACACUCGUCGCAACUCCCAAGGGAGAUAUCUAUAGUUUUGGAACCGUUCUUUUGGAGCUGAUCACGGGUGAAAGACCAACCCGUGUGUCAAACGCCCCGGAGACCUUCAAGGGUAGUUUGGUAGAGUGGAUUUGUCUACUGUCAGAUAAGAAUGAUCUUCGUUCUGCCAUUGACAAGUCUCUACUUGAUCAGGGAGUUGAUAAUGAACUUACUCAGUUCCUCAAGGUUGCUUGUAAUUGUGUUUCACCUAUGCCUAAAGAGAGGCCAACAAUGUUUGAAGUGUACCAAUUGUUAAGAGCCAUUGGUGAAAAUUAUCAUUUCACGGCGGCCGAAAAUGAAAUUAUGGUUUUAACAGAAAACUCAGAUGCUGGUUUUCCUGCUGAUCUCAUAGUUGCUCGUGAAUGAAAGAUUUGCAAAAGAGGUGAAGUUUUUAAUGAGAUAUAGACUUAUAGAUCUUCUAUAGCAGGUGUUAUAUGUGGUUUAGCCUUAUAGUCGAAAUUGAUAUAAAAGAUUUAUGUAUUACUAUAUGUAAUGCCAUUUAUCUAUAUGACUAUAUCCUUGUGAAAUUGUAAGAUGUAAAAAUAGUCUGUGUUGUUAAUAUAUGUUAAUCUCGUCAACCAUUUUCAGAUUAAUGGAGUCAGGUUGUAGGAUUAUUCUACUAGAAAUAUUUCUUACAAGAAUCUUGAGCGAAACUGGCUUGUAAUAGUUUAAAAUAUUCAAUUGUUGCA